Molecule: messenger RNA, 298 nt
Organism: Protopolystoma xenopodis
Lineage: Eukaryota; Metazoa; Platyhelminthes; Monogenea; Polystomatidea; Polystomatidae
Source: the annotation of a GenBank genome assembly
CUAUCCGACCCCCAAGUUUAUUCAGAAGUGGAACUAUUUGCUGCUCUCCUUCUAUCCGGUCUUCAUCUUCUUCAUCCCGCAAUGCCCCAUCUCACCGAGGUUAUCUGGCAAGGACUGGCUGCUCGAGCAUGUCUCAAGUCUGUUAAUGGACUUACCACCUGCCUGGCAACUAAGGUCUUCCCUUCUCCAAGCUGGGUAUGUGCAUACGCCUAUUCACAAUAGAGAUAGCUUAGAUUCGACCACUUAUGAUCUUAGUAUUUCCUUUAGAAAAGCUUAUUUUAUAAGUCCUUUCAUAUGA